Heteronotia binoei (common prickly gecko) is the source of this 1582-nucleotide messenger RNA. RefSeq names its product solute carrier family 49 member 3 (gene SLC49A3). NCBI's taxonomy places the organism in Eukaryota, Metazoa, Chordata, Lepidosauria, Squamata, Gekkonidae. Gene Ontology annotation, biological process: transmembrane transport. The transcript has 10 exons. The record is from RefSeq and is a predicted model, not a curated record. Bases 31 to 1467 code for a protein of 478 amino acids. Gene Ontology annotation, molecular function: transmembrane transporter activity. Gene Ontology annotation, cellular component: membrane.
AAGACGGCGAGCCUACCUCGCAGGGGGAAGAUGGACGUGGAGGUCGCCGCCAGACAGGCCGAGGAGAAGGGCGAUCCCUGCCCGCCCGGCGGCUUCCAGCUCUACAAGAGACGCUGGCUGGUGCUGGCCGUCGUUUGCCUGCUCAAUUCUUCCAAUGCCAUGCUCUGGUUGUCAUUUGCUCCGGUGGCUGAUAAAACAGCCGAACACUUCCACAUUUCCCUGGAUAUGGUCAACUGGCUGUCUCUUGUGUACCUGGUGAUAUCCGUUCCAUUUGGGCUGGUAGCCAUAUGGAUGCUGGACACCCUUGGACUUAAGUGUGUUGUGAUACUCUGUGCCUGGCUGAAUAUGGUGGGGAGCAUCGUCCGAGAACUCAGCGUCAUCAGCGUCUUGAGCCUGGGUUCCCUCAACGUCGUUUACCUGCUCGUAGGACAGUGCCUCUGUGCUGUGGCCCAGCCACUCAUUGUGUUUGCACCAACCAAACUGGCUGCUUUGUGGUUCCCCGAUCACCAGAGAGCCACCGCUAAUAUGAUUGCCUCGAUGUCCAAUCCACUGGGCCUUCUUAUAGCUAACAUACUGUCUCCUGCUCUUGUGCAUGAAGAAAAAGAUGUCCCUUUAAUGCUUGGAGUGUACAUGGGGCCUGCCAUCUUGGCUUGUGUUUUAGCAACAGUGGGGAUUCGCAAAAAGGAGCCUCCGACACCCCCAUCGGCCAGCGCCAGUCAGUCUAAUUCACAGUCGGUCUUUGCAGGCUUGAAAAUGCUCCUUCGAAAUAAGGCUUACCUUGUCCUGAUGAUCUCUGUCGGCGGAGGGGUCGCACUCUUCACCUGUUUCUCUGCUCUGCUGGAACAGAUGAUGUGUGUGGUGGGAUAUUCAAAUUCUUUUGCAGGUCUGUGUGGUGCCUUAUUCACUGUUGCUGGAUUACUUGGUGCCUUCCUUCUUGGGCUGUAUGUGGACAGGACAAAGAAAUUUAUAGAAGCCACCAAGAUUGGUUUUUGUUUAUCUGCACUGGCUAGCAUUGCAUUUGCAGUGAUGUCUCGGUUUAGGAACCAGACCUACACGUUGGCAGUGAUCAGCUCAAUCUUUGGGUUCUUUGGAUUUGCAACCUAUCCUGUCUCUAUGGAACUUGCUGUGGAAUGCUCGUACCCUGUGGGAGAAGGAACGUCAUCUGGGCUGAUUUUUGUGGUUAGUCAGAUCCUAGGAGUUAUUUUCAUGGUCUUGUUCCAAAGCCUGGCGGUGGAGAUGAAAAACACCCCAUAUUCUACUUGCACAGUAGCUCAAGGAGGGACGCUGGAUUGGUCAACUUCGUCACUGGUGUUUGCGGGAAUCUGCAGCCUGCUAGCCUGUUUCUACGUGGUGGCUUUUCACACUAGCUACAGGAGGAUCUACGCGGAGACAUCGAAUGCCUGUUCGAUUAACAAAACAGACGAUUACAUAACAGAUGGGACACAAAAAGGAAAAGAUACUGAUUGAACUCUGGAUUAACCCAAGGGCCUAAAAAUAGUGGAUGCUUCCCAGACCUCAAGUGCCAUAACCUGUAUAAAAUAGCCAGUAUAAAAUAGCAGAGUAAAGUGCACUUUGAUGGUAA